AUGAAUUUAGCUCUGAACCUUCCUUUGUAUAGCGGCUUCGAUGAUUAUGGUCCGCCAUUGAACUGCAAUGUGGAGUUGAAGAACAAAGAUUUGUGGAGACGAUUCCAUGUUCACGAGACUGAGAUGAUCAUUACUAAGACUGGACGGCGAAUGUUUCCUUCUCUCCAAUUGGAUAUCAAGGACCUGUCUCCGAACACCCUUUACAGCGUAAUUCUUGAGUUGGAACCAGCUUGCAGAAACCGCUUCAAGUACUCAGCAUCAGGUGGUUGGCUGCCAUCUGGCUCAGAAGAGGCACUUAGCCCCCAGCGAUACUACAUCCACCCGGAGUCCCCUGCCCGCGGCGACUAUUGGAUGGCGCAGCCCCUUUCUUUCAGCAGAUUGAAGCUAACCAAUACUUUUGCUCCUCCAGCUGGGCAAGUGGUAUUAUCGUCGAUGCAUAAGUACCAGCCCAAGAUAAUUAUAGCACAGGCUGGUGAUGUACGUGAGUUGAGUUGGGCACCUAGAGCUAUUCUUAGGUUUCCCGAAACUCAAUUUAUUGCUGUAACCGCUUAUCAAAACGAGAGGAUCACCAGACUAAAGAUCGACUACAAUCCUUUCGCUAAAGGGUUUAGAGAAAACGGCCAGGCCAAAUAUAAGAGAAAGAAGGCGAGGCAAGCAACGGUUGUAAACGAGGAAGAGGAAGUAAUAAAUGUUGAUGAUACAGUUGUCUCUAAUACGAAUGAGAGAUUAUCGCCUGCAUCAUCCGUUUCUACUUGUUCAACACAAGCACAACCAAAUCCAGACUGUGCUUAUGAUAUACUAUCUCCACCAGUUGCCACUUCAACGCCAUCUCCAGUUUAUGUGCCACCAUUUGAAUACAGACCUAUACUACCUCCGCAACCAAUGUACCGGUAUAACUAUUACCAACCUUAUCCAGUUUAUAUGCCUCCUAUGCCAGCUAUGCCUCCUAUGCCAGCUAUGCCACCCAUGCCUGUUAUGCCUCAUAUGCCUACUAUGUGGUCGUCUAAUCCUGUUUUGUUUCCACCAAUGGUGCCACUUCCAGGUUACGUUCCACUAAAUCUUGUAUCUCCAACGACAUCAUCGUCACAACCUUCACCGACGCAACCUGAUGCCAUGCAUUUUGAAGCAAUGUAUCCUGAGUCAAGCCAAUCAGAGUCAAGUCAACUUACAUCAAGUCAAUCUGGAUCAAGUCAAUAUGGAUCAAGUCAAUAUGGAUCAAGUCCAUCUGGAUCAAGUCAAUAUGGAUCAAGUCAAUAUGGAUCAAGUCAAUCUGGAUCAAGUCAAUCUGGAUCAAGUCAAUCUGGAUCAAGUCAAUAUGAUGUAAGACAAUCAGAUGAAAGCCAACUGGAGUCAAGUCAUCAAGUGAUGCAAGUUGAAGCAAGUCAAUAUAGAGCGAGGCAACCUGAAGUGAGGCCACCUGUACCUGCGCGACCUCAAAACAAGCUAACUGACUUUUCGAUACGCGCCAUUACAGGUUGUGAGUAA
Molecule: messenger RNA, 1485 nt
Organism: Diabrotica balteata
Lineage: Eukaryota; Metazoa; Arthropoda; Insecta; Coleoptera; Chrysomelidae
Source: the annotation of a GenBank genome assembly